AAAUAAAAUAAACAAACAAACCAAAUGAAAACAGAAAGCGAUGAGUCAAGCUGCAAUCCGAGCUCAGACACAACGCGAGCAAAACGAGAGUUACAGCGAAAGCGCAAAGCCCAAUCCAUCGACCACCCUCAAACCCCCUCAAGAUUCAGGUCAGCGGACUUGUCCUCCAAACUUACCAUUGACGACUCCGAUGUCUUUGAGUGAAGAGUGCGCCUCACCUGUGCCGUAUCACAUUUCACGCCCAACGCUUACACCAAAUUCGGUAAGCGAUAACAUAUCCCAAAAUAUAGCGGCAACCACAACUAGUACAGUGACAUGUUUUACUACCUCCAUCGCGCCAACAACAACAACAAACACACCGGUACCUGCCGACUGCAUAGCGGUGUCAACAGCACGGCCUAUUCUUGCUGCACAAGCACAAAUUAACUUGAGUGCAAGCACUGGCAACAAAGGUAAAGCGCAAGAAAAGUUGAAAAACGAAACAACUAAAAAUACGGCCAUACAGACUGGAAUGGACCGCUGUGUUACAAUAAAAAGAAAACUUAGUCCGCAAAAUUCAACGGGCAGUAAGACAAAAAUAAACCGCCUUACCUCAACUCAGCAAGUCAGUACGAAUAGAUUUGCACUGCUAAGUGACAAUGCCGAUGAUGUGAAUAGCCAAAUUUCUGAAGGUGCUGCAAAAGCUACUAAUGCAAACCUCCGCCCAUUUUUAUAAGAGAAGAGAAUCCAAGCGCUCUUGUAAAAAAAAUUCACACAGCUAAUCGGUAGUAAUAAGUUACAUAUUAUCCCACUAUCUAAGGGAAAUAUUCGCGAAACUAAAGUACAAAUUUAUUCCGAACAGGAUUUUCGAAAUACCUGAAUGACACAAACACAAAAUUUUAUACAUACCAACUUAAAAGUGCAAAAGGUCUACAAAUUGUAAUUAAAGGUAUCGAACCAAGCGUUGAAGCUGUGGAAGUUUUGGAAGCACUUAAAGAACAAGGUUUCAAUCCAAAAGCUGCUGUGAAUAUUUUUAAUAGGAACAAAAUCCCUCAACCUAUGUUUAAAGUUGAGCUCGAGCCUGAAAACAAACCUCUGGGCAAAAACGAUGUGCAUCCAAUUUAUAAAUUGCAAUAUCUGCUGCACCGUAGGAUAACUGUGGAAGAACCGCAUAAGAGAAAUGGCCCUGUACAAUGCACCAACUGCCAGGAGUAUGGUCAUACUAGGUCUUACUGCACGCUUCGCUCAGUGUGCGUAGCUUGUGGAGAGCUACAUGUCUCUGCCACUUGCACAUCAAACAAAGAAGACCCGCGUGCAAAAAAUGUGGUAACUGCGGUGGAAAUCACACAGCAAACUACAGAGGCUGUCCAGUCUAUAAGGAGUUAAAAAACCGGAUCAACCAACGCGUGGCUUCCAUACGUACUCAUAAUGUACCGAAUGCCUUUGUACCCUCCCA
Messenger RNA from Rhagoletis zephyria (snowberry fruit fly), 1435 nucleotides. RefSeq lists its product as uncharacterized. The record is from RefSeq and is a predicted model, not a curated record. NCBI's taxonomy places the organism in Eukaryota, Metazoa, Arthropoda, Insecta, Diptera, Tephritidae.